Salmo salar (Atlantic salmon) is the source of this 2129-nucleotide messenger RNA. RefSeq names its product aldo-keto reductase family 1 member A1-B. Gene Ontology annotation, biological process: aldehyde catabolic process. Gene Ontology annotation, molecular function: alcohol dehydrogenase (NADP+) activity. The record is from RefSeq and is a predicted model, not a curated record. Lineage: Eukaryota; Metazoa; Chordata; Actinopteri; Salmoniformes; Salmonidae.
ACGCAGCAGCCACUGUGCUCAGAAAAUAAAUGUUGCAUAAACCCUAUUUGCACAGGAUUUGUUUUACUUGGGAGAUAGUUAUGUAAUUAUGUGCAUGAUUUAAAAAAGAUCACCAUAUCCGUAAUUUAAAUCCCGUCCAAAUCUGCCAUGUCGGUCAUUUUUACAUGGAGACUACAAUUUUUCGACUAAAUCCAAGGUCCUUUGAUAAUAGCCUACUAGUCCCGUGCGAAUCGACAGCCCGGUGUUUUGAGAGAGAUGUCUGUGCUCGCUGUUUGAGCAAGAAAACCAUCUGAUUCCAAAAAAGGUACACAUGGCAGUGGCAGGUAAAAAUGACUUUGCAGUUCUCAACACCGGGCGGAAGAUGCCUCUCCUUGGGCUGGGAACAUGGAAGAGUGAACCUGGCAAGGUUAAACAGGCAGUAAUCUGGGCCUUGCAGGCUGGCUACCGUCACAUUGACUGUGCUGCCAUCUAUGGCAACGAGGUGGAGAUCGGAGAAGCUCUGCAGGAGACACUUGGCCCUGACAAAGCCUUGAGGCGAGAGGAUGUGUUUAUCACCUCCAAGCUGUGGAACACACAGCAUCACCCGGAGGAUGUGGAGCCCGCCCUGCUGAAGACACUGAAGGAGCUGAGUCUGGAGUACCUGGAUCUAUACCUCAUCCACUGGCCCUACGCCUUCCAACAAGGUGACGCUCCUUUCCCCAAGUCGGAGGACGGCACCCUGCUGUACGAUGACAUCGACUACAAGCUGACUUGGGCUGCCAUGGAGAAGCUGGUGGAAAAGGGCCUGGUCAGGGCUAUCGGCCUGUCCAACUUCAACAGCAAACAGAUAGACGACGUUCUCUCCGUAGCCAACAUCAAACCCACUGUGCUUCAGGUGGAAAGCCAUCCGUAUCUGGCUCAGGUGGAGUUGCUGGGACACUGCCGGGACAGAGGCCUGGUGAUUACAGCGUACAGCCCACUGGGGUCACCGGAUCGGGCAUGGAAGCAUCCUGAUGAGCCCAUCCUCCUGGAUGAAGCAGCAAUCGACACCCUGGCCAAGAAGUACAACAAGUCCCCAGCACAAAUCAUCCUUAGAUGGCAGACACAGCGAGGAGUAGUGACGAUCCCUAAAAGUGUGACAGAGUCUCGGAUCAAAGAGAAUAUUCAGGUAUUUGACUUUACCCUUGAAGCGGAAGAGAUGAAUUGUAUAACAGCAUUGAACAGAGGCUGGCGCUACAUUGUACCAACCGUCACAGUUGAUGGGAAGCCCGUCCCCAGGGAUGCAGGACAUCCACACUACCCCUUCAGUGACCCCUACUGAGCAAUUCCCCACUCUGCUGCCCUAUUUUGUGCCUUGGGAACUCACUCCCCUUCCUCAACCCCCUCCAAGGCUGUGUCCCAAUUCCAUUAAAUGUCUUCCUCCUUCCUGACCACUGAUUUGAUAAGGGAAAAGAGGGCCAUUUAAGGCAGGGCAGCCCAACACUCUUCCUGGAGAUCUACAAAUCAAAUCAAAUGUAUUUAUAUAGCCCUUCUUACAUCAGCUGAUAUCUCAAAGUGCUGUACAGAAACCCAGCCUAAAACCUCAAACAGCAAGCAAUGCAGGUGUAGAAGCACGGUCUGUGGGGUUUCAAUCCAUCCCUAAUUUAACACAGCUGAUGCUACAAAUGAUCUGCUCAACAAGACCUUAACUAGCCGAAUCAGAACUGCUAAAUUAGGGUUGGACUGAAAACCUACAGGACAGUAGAUCUUCAGAAAGAGGGUUGGGCAGCCCUGGUUUAAGGGGAAAGAAGGUUGUGGAAAAUCCAUCUCCUUUCAUUGGUCAUGGUGGCGUGGGGUGACGAGAAAAGGGGUAUUUUUGAGAGUAUUGGGACAUAGCAUGUUCGUCAUAAUAUUAUUUUUUUGUUACUGCCCUUUUCAGUGAUUUGUUGUUUGCUUUUGUGACAAGGGGUAAUUACAAUGCUUGUUUACCAGGAGGGAAAACUAUGAAUGGAGAGUUAACAUGCAGAAACAGUCUAACAACACCUCUGUAUGACCUGCUUUUGGACUCGGGCUGCACAAAAGCACUGAAGUGACAUGUUUAUUGAUAUGCAGUGUUAUGUUUUAAACUGACUUGCCUAGUUAAAUAAAAUAAAAAUGUUUUGUAUUUUAAA